Cantharellus anzutake is the source of this 721-nucleotide messenger RNA. RefSeq lists its product as uncharacterized. The coding region runs from base 82 to 570 and encodes 162 amino acids. NCBI's taxonomy places the organism in Eukaryota, Fungi, Basidiomycota, Agaricomycetes, Cantharellales, Hydnaceae. The record is from RefSeq and is a predicted model, not a curated record. The transcript is spliced from 5 exons.
GUUACAUCGACCAACUGAAUACAUAUAGACGCGACAACGACUCGGCUGGCUGUUGAUUUUUUGGGAGCCCGAGAAUAGGUGAUGCUAAACUCACUUUUUAUCGGAUGCUUUGAAUAUGGGUUUGGCCGUUUGGUUUCCAGAUCUCGAUGUCGCCUUCGUUGCCAUGAACGAAUUGUUCCUCACGGGGCCACGUUUUCCGAUGGAGUUAUAGUCAUUCUAUUAUCAGCGAUUGACUGGACAGCAGAUUACUUACUUAACCAGGUUCCUCUUUUUGCGUGCUGUCGAGAUUACGAUGGGCUCAGGGUAAACACGCUGGUGUGUGGGAUUUAUUUUAGAUGCCUUCUGAAUUUUUCCAUAACAUGGGCUGGAUUGCCUUGUUUGGACGGUCCAUCCGAUGUGCGUUGGUCAUGGGGACAAGCACUCGUGUGGUCUUUCUGUUCCACCCCUGGGCUCAUCAUUAUCCCGAGCACGCGUCGUAAUGGACAAUACGCCUUCGGAGGGUUUUGCUUGUCCUGUAGGGAGGUUUCUCUAGAUUCUUAUUUCUCUGUAGGCCGUCCGCCUUGUCGAUAAAAUUCCCAAUGCCCAAGUCAUUCCUCUGAGAACUAUGAGAUUAAUAUGUCAGAGGUCGGCUGAAACUCACAAGAUGCACUCCUAUAUGGGAAUAGUUGUCAUUCUCGCCCUCUUUACCCUUUCGUACCUGAAGUAAGGUAGUGACGACAUG